Molecule: messenger RNA, 1161 nt
Organism: Diospyros lotus (date-plum)
Lineage: Eukaryota; Viridiplantae; Streptophyta; Magnoliopsida; Ericales; Ebenaceae
Product: triosephosphate isomerase, cytosolic
Exons: 9
Coding region: 130-891 (253 amino acids)
Biological process (GO): glyceraldehyde-3-phosphate biosynthetic process; glycerol catabolic process; gluconeogenesis
Cellular component (GO): cytosol
Molecular function (GO): triose-phosphate isomerase activity
Source: RefSeq, a predicted model, not a curated record
UCCUCGUCGCCCAUAGACUUCGCCUAUAAAAAUCAUACGGAACUAAUCGAGAGCCAUCAUCUCUCUAUCCGUCCAGCACAGGUUGUGGUUUUUCGGCGAUCUUUAUCGUGUUCCUAAUUCAAUCCCAAAAUGGGCAGAAAGUUCUUCGUCGGUGGCAACUGGAAAUGCAAUGGAACAACCGAGGAGGUGAAAAAGAUUGUUACCACUCUGAAUGAAGCUGAAGUACCUUCUGAAGAUGUUGUUGAGGUUGUUGUGAGCCCUCCAUUUGUGUUUAUUCCUGUGGUAAAAAGCUUAUUGCGCCCUGAUUUCCAAAUUGCUGCACAGAACUGUUGGUUUCGAAAGGGGGGGGCUUUUACUGGUGAGAUUAGUGCUGAAAUGCUUGUCAAUUUGGGUGUUCCUUGGGUUAUUCUUGGUCACUCUGAGAGAAGACAAUUAUUAAGUGAAUCAAGUGAGUUUGUUGGAGAAAAAGUUACAUAUGCACUUUCUCUAGGCUUGAAAGUGAUUGCCUGUGUUGGGGAGACCCUUGAGGAGCGAGAAUCAGGGUGCACAAUGGAAGUGGUUGCUGUGCAAACAAAAGCUAUUGCUGAGCGAAUAUCGGACUGGUCUAAUGUUGUUAUAGCUUAUGAACCAGUUUGGGCUAUUGGUACCGGAAAGGUUGCUACCCCUGCUCAGGCUCAGGAAGUGCACGCUGGAUUGAGAAAAUGGCUCCAUGACAAGGUUAGCGCUGAAGUUGCUGCAUCAACCCGUAUUAUCUAUGGAGGUUCUGUGAACGGAGCAAACUGCAAGGAACUGGCGGGACAACCAGAUGUGGAUGGAUUUUUGGUUGGCGGGGCGUCCCUAAAGCCUGAAUUCAUUGACAUCAUCAAGUCUGCCACCGUGAAGAAGAACUAAAUAGCUGGGGGACCAGGUAAUGGUACAGCAAUCUUUGCAGCUUCGUCCUAGAGAGUUUCUUUCGCCUGGAAUAAACAAGUAGCCAUCGUGGUUUUAUGUAAGAUGAACCCUAAAUAUUAUCCAUGUACUUGUGAGGAUCUCUUUUUGUUCUGUUUUUUUGUUGAACAUGAUGGUUUCUAUGUACAUCAUGAACGAGUUCAACGUUUAGUUGCUGUUUUGUUACCAUUUAUAGUUUUGUUUUGGCUGCUGGAAGCGACCACUUUUGUAUUA